AUGUUUUAUCGUAUAACGAUGCACAGAUCUGCUGCUGCUUUGCCAUUAGUUUACAAAGAAACCUUGCGUACUUUAGGUCUUAAGAAGAGAGGUUCUGUGGCAUACCAAAAAGUCUCGCCUGCAGCUGCCGGUAUGAUUGCCAAAGUCAAGGAAUUGGUCAAAUUGGAAUUAGUCGAAGAAUCAAAAACUAAGACCCAGGAAAGACAAGAGAGAAAGAGCAAACCAGGUUUUUCCGUCAUGGGUAGUCGUCUUUAA
Molecule: messenger RNA, 255 nt
Organism: Saccharomycopsis crataegensis
Lineage: Eukaryota; Fungi; Ascomycota; Saccharomycetes; Ascoideales; Saccharomycopsidaceae
Gene: MRPL33
Product: mitochondrial 54S ribosomal protein uL30m MRPL33
Exons: 1
Coding region: 1-255 (84 amino acids)
Biological process (GO): translation
Cellular component (GO): large ribosomal subunit; mitochondrion
Molecular function (GO): structural constituent of ribosome
Source: RefSeq, a predicted model, not a curated record